This is a messenger RNA of Branchiostoma belcheri (Belcher's lancelet), 753 nucleotides long. RefSeq names its product usherin-like. NCBI's taxonomy places the organism in Eukaryota, Metazoa, Chordata, Leptocardii, Amphioxiformes, Branchiostomatidae. Bases 88 to 753 code for a protein of 221 amino acids. The transcript has 4 exons. The record is from RefSeq and is a predicted model, not a curated record.
GUGGGGAAGAACAAGCCCAUCUCAUCGGACCCUUCGCGGGCGACUUGUGGGCUUGCGGGACGUUCUUCGCACUGUAGACCACUGGGCAUGGAGGCGUUGCAGUUUUGUCCCGUUCAGGACGGCUGUAUACAGGAGUGUCCUAGGAGAACAGCUACUCCAGCCCCUACGGACCUGCUGACCGCCCCGGGAGCAUGCAUCACCCAGGACACCAGCGAUGUGCGCCCGGGAGCGCAGCCCGGAUCCCCCGCCUACAUAGUCAGGGACAGCUCGCCUUGCUUCGCCUCGCCCCCCUCCCCACCCAGGCUCGGACCGAACAGCGACUUUACACUUAGUGUCUGGCUGAAAUUACAGGACAGCAAUAGACCAGGAACCAUCAUUGAGAAACAGAACAGUGCCGGGCAGACCAUUUUUGCCCUGACUGUGUCGACUAAUCAGCUGACUCUGGACUACCUGACAUCGAGCGGUGCACGACAGCUGGUGCAGAACCAGAACCCCUUCAGUACUAACAGGUGGUACCAGCUGGUCUUACAGGUGUAUGAAACUCGCCUGAGCAUCUUUAUUGACGGGACAGAGAGUGACGGCACACCAUACACUACCCUGGAUCUGCAGGGUCAGAUUACAGACGAGUCCUCUGGUACAUCCUCUAGGAUAGGACUCAAACUGGACGGCACUCAGCAGUUCGUAGGACGACUACAGGAGCUGUGGUUCUACAAUGUUGCACUUACCAACAGGUUAGGCCGAGCCACAAUUUGA